This is a messenger RNA of Olea europaea var. sylvestris, 1651 nucleotides long. Its product is annotated as tubby-like F-box protein 3. The transcript is spliced from 6 exons. The record is from RefSeq and is a predicted model, not a curated record. Bases 216 to 1394 code for a protein of 392 amino acids. NCBI's taxonomy places the organism in Eukaryota, Viridiplantae, Streptophyta, Magnoliopsida, Lamiales, Oleaceae.
GAAAGAAAAAUAUCUACAUUUACCAUUUUCGAUAUUUUCACAAUGCCACUGUCAAUUUUCAGAAUGCUUUGAUCGCCUCUACGAAUUAUAUGUGUUUCUUGUCAAAAUUGACAACUAAACUUUUCUGGUUUCCAUUUUUCCUGCUUCGAAAUAUCGUUUCCACUAGUUUUUUUUAGUUUGUAAUCCGCGGGGAAGUUACAAGAAUCGGUGGCGCCAUGAAAUUGGGAUUGAAAUCAAGGUCGCAGCGGGUGAUUCAGGACUGCUCAAUUGUGAUGGGGUCUAGAAAAAGGGGGGAAAAUGAUUACUGUUGUGUUGAUGAUGAAAAUUUGAGCGAAAAUUAUUGCAGUUGGUCAGAUUUGCCUCCAGAGCUGUUAAGGGAAGUUUUGAUUAAAAUAGAGGAGUCUGAAUCCAAAUGGCCUUUGAGAAAACACGUGGUGGCAUUUGCUGGUGUGUGUAAAAGCUGGAGGGAACUCACGAUGGAGGUUGUGAGAAUUCCGGAGUUUUCUGGGGAAUUCACUUUUCCCAUAUCAGUUAAGCAGCCUGGCCCAAGAGAGUCUCUCCUUCAGUGUUUUAUAAAACGGAACCCGUCCACACAGACGUAUUAUCUUAACCAGAGUUUAACUCGAGCACUGCGUGACAAUGGGAAGUUUCUUCUUGCAGCUCGUAAGUGUCGGAGACCAACCUGCACGGACUACAUCAUUUCUCUAUGUGCUGAUGACAUGUCUAAGGGAAGCGGCAAUUACAUAGGAAAACUAAGAUCAAAUUUCCUGGGAACCAAGUUUGUUGUAUAUGAUGCUUUGCCUCCUGCCGGAGCCAAAAUGGUGAAAAGUAAUUCCACUCGAACAGGUGGCACUGCCCAAGUUUCUGCUGGCAACCAUCCAGUAGCUCACAUAUCGUACGAGUUGAAUGCGCUCGGAGCCAGGGGUCCAAGAAGAAUGCAGUGCGUUAUGGAUGCAAUCCCAGCUUCUGCCAUCAAACCUGGAGGUGUGGCUCCGACUCAGAUUAAUUUUCCAAUCAGCAGCGCUGAAUCCUUUCCAGUAAUUCCAUUUUUUCGGACCAAAUCAAGCCACUCGGAUAAAACUCUAUCUGGACCAUUGGAUUGCCAAAGAGAUGGAUCACUUGUUUUGGGUAAUAAGGCUCCAGCAUGGCAUGAACAUCUCCAAUGCUGGUGUUUGAACUUUCAUGGACGGGUAACUCUGGCGUCGGUUAAAAACUUUCAGCUGGUGGUUUCUCCGGAGAAUGGCCAGGCCGGGCCAGAACAUGAGAAAGUCAUCCUUCAAUUUGGAAAAGUCGGGAAAGAUGUGUAUACAAUGGAUUACAGCUAUCCAUUAUCAGCUUUCCAGGCAUUCGCCAUUUGUCUUAGCAGCUUUGAUACUAAAAUUGCUUGCGAAUGAUGUGAAUCAGGAUUUUGUAUUAUAAUUAUGUUGGUAUCAUAUGUUAACAAUCGAGUUGAUUUCAAUUCACAUCCUUAGAAGUUGUAUGAAUUUAUUUGUAAUUUGCUAAACAACUAAGGUUUCUUUUUAAUUUACUGUCUUUUUGUUGUUUGUACUGUCUUUGGACAUCAAGCAUGUUUGGCUCAGCUUAAGAAAAAAAUUAAGUUUUUUCCCGAGUCCAAACAUACAUGAAUACAAUACUUUUUUGUUACUUCUAA